AUGAGCAGUAACUGCACAAAUCCUCAACAUGUCCCAUUAGUUGGCAACACCUUAUGUGUUGCACGAACAGCAUUAACUGGUAUAUUUCUAGCAUGUGUUAUUGUAUCUGGCGUUUGUUUAUUGUUACUUAUUGGUUCACUAAUAUUCUUCUAUAAGCGACGUAUAUCUUCAUCUCAUGGAAAAUAUUAUCAUAACGAUGAAUCAACUCGAUCAGACAUUAGUAAUAAUGAUAAAUCAAACCUAUCAGACAUUAGUUAUACUGAUGAUGAUGGUGUUAGAUCAAAUCUAUCUACUCCUAGCACAGAUAGAAGAAUAUCACGUGUCCUUAAACAAAUUAUUGAUAAGAAUCCUUCGAAAGAUUCCAUUCAUGCAUCUCUUCAUCAUAAUCUUACAAUUCAAAAAUCACAAACAUCAUUAUCUUCAUUAUCUUCACCAUCAUCUCAAUCCUAUAUAGGUUUACAUCCUCUAUCAGAAUCAUCAAUAAGAAUACAACAACAAACAACGAACAUCAUUUCAACACAAUAUAAUCAUAAUAAAUGGACAACACAUGAAUCGCAUGAAUCAAUUUCAACCAUUCCAGAUCAAACAGACGACACUAAUGAAUAUAAAAAUAUAAUUUCGUCUAAGUUUUGA
Messenger RNA from Rotaria sordida, 633 nucleotides. The record is from the annotation of a GenBank genome assembly. NCBI's taxonomy places the organism in Eukaryota, Metazoa, Rotifera, Eurotatoria, Philodinida, Philodinidae.